Messenger RNA from Plasmodium knowlesi strain H, 582 nucleotides. Its product is annotated as 50S ribosomal protein L24, putative. Gene Ontology annotation, cellular component: mitochondrion; ribosome. NCBI's taxonomy places the organism in Eukaryota, Apicomplexa, Aconoidasida, Haemosporida, Plasmodiidae. The record is from RefSeq and is a predicted model, not a curated record. Gene Ontology annotation, biological process: translation. Gene Ontology annotation, molecular function: RNA binding; structural constituent of ribosome. The transcript has a single exon. Bases 1 to 582 code for a protein of 193 amino acids.
AUGCUAUGCCACAACUUUUCGAGCAAGGUCAGCGAACUUCUCCUUACCCGGAUGAACUGCCCUUUUCUGCAAAAUGUACAAGUAAGAAACCAUAAAAUUAUCAAACCUAGAAACAUCAUAAAGCUAUGGAAAAUUAGCAAAGGGGACCAAGUGAAGGUGAUAUCAGGAAAGGAUAAGGGCAAAAUAGGGGAGGUAUUAAGUUGUGAUAGAUUUAGGAACAUGGUUAAAGUAAAAGGAUGUAAUUUGAGAAAAAUCUAUCUCGAUAAUAAAUUUGUUUAUAUUGAAAAGAAAAUCCACUAUUCCAAUGUCCAACUGAUUGAUGAUUUUUUGAAGACAAACACCAAGGUGUGCAUUAGAUAUACGGAUGACAAUGAGGCUAUACGGAUAUCAAAAAAGUCUGGAAUUGUUAUUCCGUGGCCCUCCAAGACGAAUAAAGAGGACGAGUUUGAUGAUGUGCAGGAAUAUCCCCUGGAUACGCCACCGCAGGAGGCCCUCAAAAAGACAUACGACUACAAGACCGAUGUGAAGUUCAUGAAUAUAUUACGCCAGACGGUUAACAAAUACAACAGGGAGCUUUCCUAG